Prorocentrum cordatum is the source of this 2184-nucleotide messenger RNA. NCBI's taxonomy places the organism in Eukaryota, Dinophyceae, Prorocentrales, Prorocentraceae. The record is from the annotation of a GenBank genome assembly.
AUGCUUGAGGGCGCGGGCGCGGUGGCGGCUCCCCCCGAGCCCGACUGGCCGCGCGCGGUGGCGCCCGCGGAGGCAGGGGCGGCCCCCGCGGCCGCCGCCGCAGGCACCGAGGCGGUCGGGGCAGGCGCGCCAGAGCGGCCGUGGCCAUAUCAGGUAGACAGCCUCUCGGAGCGCACCAUGGUGCUGGUGGAGCUGGACAGAUUCGGCGAGCAGCCCCACAUCUACGUCGUGCGGGGCAACGGCAAGGCGGUCGUCAUCGACACCGGGUGCGGCACCGCGAACCUGCUUGACUUCUUGGGCACGCUGCCAGAACUGGAGGGACUUCGGCUGCAAGUCGUCAACACGCAUGUGCAUUACGAUCACAUUAUGGGCAACGCAAGCUUCUGCUACGAUCGGGGUCGGAAGCUGCGCGCGCGGUGCAUGGGGAUUUGCCAGGGCGCCCGUGACCGGCGCUUCAGCGAGGACUGGCGCGAGACGUCGCUGCAGAGAUCGGUAGGCGCAGCUAUCCAGGACUUCUGUGUGACUGGGUGGCUUGAGGAGGGCCAACGCAUAUACUUGGACGAGGCGCAGCCUUCCGACGAGGAGUGCCUCGAGGUCCUGUACACUCCAGGGCACACUCCUGACUCGAUUUCUUUGUACUUCCCAGCCGAGAACCGACUGUUUACAGGCGAUUUGGUUUACCCCGGAAGCCUCUACUUGUUUUUGCCAGGGAGCAGCCUGGAUGACUUCGAGCGAAGCCUAGGGAUGGUACUGCGCCUCGCCGCAGAUCGCCCUAGCGGGCUGGCGUUGAGCUGCGGCCACAUCACCCCCGCGUUGCCCGUGGAGCGGCUCCAGGAGCUGGCAGAACUGCUGCCCGAGGUGCGCAGCAGGGCGGCGAAGCCGCGCGUCGCCCAGAUCCCAUUCCGAGAGCGGGUUGCCCAGUUCCGAACCAGGACGUUCACGUUGCUGUGCCGCCUCGGGGACGUGGCGGCCGAGCGGGGCGCCUCCCCGCGCGCGGGCUACGCGGAUCGGCGGAGGUCCGCGGCGCCCGUGGACGCCGCGCCCGCGGAGGAGGCGGCCGAGCGGGGCGCCUCCCCGCGCGCGAGCUACGCGGAGCGGCGGAGGUCUGCGGCGCCCGUGGAGGUCGCGCCGGCGGGCCCCGCCGCCGCCGCUGCCGCGGACGUCGUCCUGAAGUCGCGCGUGGACCACCUGGAGAAGGAGCAGGGCGUGCUCGCCUGGCGCCUGGGCGAGGUCGAGCAGAGAGUCUCCAAGGGCCUGGACUCCCUCAAAGCGGAGCAGUCCGCCGCCGCGCUGCAGCUGCAGGAGGCCGACCAGCGGGUAGAGCAGAGGGUCUUCGAGGACCUGGGCUCCCUCAAAGCGGAGCAGUCCGCCGCCGCGCUGCACCUGCAGGAGUUCGAGCAGCGGGUCUUGGCGGACGUGAGGAGCUCGCUCCGCGAGCAGGACGAGAGCAGGGCGUCCCGCCUGGACGGGCUGGGCGAGCGGGCGGCCAAGGAGGCCCGCGCGGCCGUCGAGCUGGCCGUGGGCCAGCUCGAGAGGUCCCUCGCGCGGGACCUGGAGCUGCUCCGCGAGGAAACUUGCCGAAAGCUGGACGUGAUGGAGAGGCGCGUGGCCGAGGACUCGCUGCUUCUGAAGCGCGUGGCCGAGGAAGCUCAGCGCGUGCACAAGGAGCCCCCAGAGCUCGCGGGCGCGGGCCCCGCUGCCCCGUCGAAGGCCGGGGCGGGCAAGCCCGGCGCCAGCGGCCUCGGGCGGGAGAAGCCGGAGCCCGCGCGGGAGGCGGGCGCCUCCGACAGCUCCUCCGCGGAGGUCCGGGCGGCGCCGAGCGGGAAGCGGCGCAUCCGCCGGCGGCAUUCGGAGCGCCGCAGCGGCAGCUCGGACGAGGCGCCCUCCGCAGAGCACAAAGGCCGCUCUCGCCGGCACCGCGUAGUCGAGAGCAAGGCUACGCCGCAGGAGAAAGCCCGCGAGGAGCGAACCGCUGGGCGCGAGGAGCCCGACCUCACCGGGCCCGAGGCCAUGCAGCAGCUGCUCGAGAUGCGCCGGGCCGCGGCCAGCGUCACCGGCGGCGCGGCGUUCCGCGGCGGCGAGGAGGAGCACUCCGACUGCGACGAGCCCGCCGCCCAGGGCGGCGCCAUUCACCGCGCCGCCGCCCGCAGCGCCGCGGCGGCGCGCGCCGCCCAGGGGCCAGCC